This is a messenger RNA of Lachancea fermentati, 3501 nucleotides long. The record is from the annotation of a GenBank genome assembly. NCBI's taxonomy places the organism in Eukaryota, Fungi, Ascomycota, Saccharomycetes, Saccharomycetales, Saccharomycetaceae.
AUGGAUAACCAAUACUUCGCAAACCAGGAUAAUCAAAGUCAAGACGAGUAUUUGAACUUCUUGGAUCCGCGUCCUUUACAAGAAAGCGGACACGCACUAACACCGCAGGCCAUUUUGGCGCGUUCCACGAUGAGUACCGGAGGUUCUCCCAAUAUGCAAUCGGUUUCCCCGUCCUCUAUGUUUUCUCCUAUGGCACAAACACAAAUAGGUAAUACUGCAUCGCCACAGCAAGUUUUAAAUUCGGGAGCGACGCCUCAACAAGUUUUAAAUCAGGGUGCUACUCCCCAACAGGUUCUCAACCAAGCUGCGACCCCACGCGGGAUCUUGACCAAUGCAACUUUACAUGAACAGCAAAAUAACGCAAGUAAUAGUACGAAUAGUGCAUUUUCUGACCGUGCUGCGAUGUUCGCGGCUUUACAACAGAGGCAACAGCAACAGCGUCAAAAGCUGCAGCAAAUGCAACAGUCAAAUUCGGGCUCUGGCUCACCACAAGAUCUUCAACGUCCCAGAAUGAUAUCACAAUCUUCUGCAACGCCACAACCCCAAAUUCCUGCGCCAGUCCAUGCCCAAGCGCAAGCACAAGCACACGCACAAGCACAGGCACAAGCACAAGCCCAAGCCCAAGCACAAGCUCAGGCACAGUCAAGAGCACAAGCACAAGCACAAGCACAAGCUCAGGCCCAAGCACAAGCCCAAGCACAAGCCCAAGCACAAGCCCAAGCACAAGCACAAGCUCAUGCACAAGCACACGCUCAAGCACAAGCACGAGCUCAAGCACAAGCACAUGCUCAAGCUCAAGCACAAGCUCAAGCUCAAAUUCAACAACAAGGGCAAAAUCAACCAGCUCAAGGCCAGCCAUCUCCUUCAGUAUCUUCUCCGCAGCUCCAGCAGCGUCAAAUCAUUCAAAACCUUGAUCCAGAAGUGCAAAGAAGAGUAACCAGCGAACUCAAUAAUAAGCAGUACGAGCUAUUUAUGAAAUCUUUGAUAGAGAACUGCAAGAGGCGCAAUGCACCGUUGCACGCGUUUCCAGAGAUCAAUGGCCGUAGGGUGAACUUAUUCGUUUUAUACAUGAUGGUUCAGAAGCUAGGUGGGGGAGAAACCGUGACUCGUUCGCAACAGUGGGCUCUACUGGCUCAAAAACUUCAGCUUCCCGAUGAAUCCGCACAACAGCUGGCCACUAUAUACUAUCAUGUGUUGCUACCAUAUGAGCAAUAUUUAUCGACACCAGAAGGUAUAAAAGAGACUCAAUCCAAAAGGCUCUUUUUGCAACAGUUUUUCCAAGAAUUAUUAAAGAAGAUUCUCUCGCUUCAAAACAAUAAUACACUUCGUCAACCUACAGGAAGUGCAAAUACAAAUGUUAGCCCCGGUGCAAAUAGCCCCAACGUGCUGGAAGCAAGCAAGCUCGCUGCGAAGAAGGCACGCAAAAAUCGUGUCAAAAAGAAGACCAAGAAGGAGAUAGAAAGGGAAAUGCAGCAACAGCAGCAGAAUCUACAAGUUCAGCACCAGCUACAACAAGAGCAACAAGCCAAAUUGUUAUUGAAUCAACAGAUGAAACAACAGGAGCUCCAGAGAGUCCCGCCACAAAAUCCUAGUAAUCAUAUUAAUGACCAGGAAUCGCAUAAAACAUCUCCGAUGUAUAGAAGAACAUUUGCUCGAAAUUAUGUUCCGAUGAGUAGGCCGCUAGAGACCUCGAAUGGCUACGAUAUCAAAGCUAUCUCUCAAGUUGGAGAAAAAAUAGACGCCAACAAACCCAUAUUUUUGUUUGCUCCUGAACUGGGUACGAUUAAUUUGCAUACAUUAACAAUGUCCCUUCGAUCAGGUCGGCUCUCUGAAGUGAACGUGGCACUUAACACGUUGUUGGUCACAAGUGCCGAUGCAUUGCUAAAAAUUCCUUUAUCGCACUGUGAAGGACUGGCGGAUUCUCUCGCUAUUCUGGGCUGUGAACUUUUGAAAAAACUUUGCGAAGGAAGAAAUAUUAGCCCACAACGGGAAAUUAAAUACCUCGAUGAGUACGAUGUGGAAGAGUUAUUGAACAAAGACAACAGCUCGCAUUCUUCUGAUGACUAUGUGUUCGAAAAGGUUUUCCAUCAGUAUUUCGAUAAAGAGAAUGUGGAAAUAAAGAUUAAGGUAGAUUCACUGACAGGGGAGGAUCUUAAUCAGAAAGAGCCUAAUGGCAAUUUUAAGUCUUUGGAACUAGGGCAACAAGAUGAAAUGAAUGAGAAUAAUAAUAUUUUACCUGUUGAAUUUGAAAGAUGGGAUUAUUUACCUCAACCACUGUGUUUUUCAGACGAUCCCACCUCUUGGGAACUCUCUAUUCCAAGCUAUCUGAGUGCUCUCAGAAGCGUCCGAGAUGAGAUUGAUGAUCCAUUUACGAAGGUGAACACCAGGGGUGUUGAAGAUAGCCAAAUAUUGGUGGUAGAUCAGCUUUCAACUAUCUCUAUGAUUAUUCGGAAUCUUUCUUUCAGCGAGUCAAAUACCUCAGUAAUCGCAUCCAAUCAAGCAUUGAAGCGUUUUAUGUUAAAUUUGAUCUCCGCACUAUUUGUGCAUUCUGAUAAGUUUGUGUUCCAUCGGAAAUGUCUCAAUUUUAAGAAGGAUAUCAUAAUAACGUUAUCAAAUGUUGGCCAUUUAUUACAAAUAGAAUCUGCUGUGGAAGCUUGCAUGUUACUUUUCUUAGUGCUCAGCUUUAAAGAGGGGAAGAGCUAUAAAAGUUUAGAUUCACUGAUAUUUCCUGAGUCAUCCGUAAAAUUUAGCAAGUAUCAAGGGUUCAGCGCCGACGUCUUGGCUAAGCUAAUGUCGUUAGGAUACCCCAACAGGGUAUUCAUUAAAUCGGUCCUGCUCAAUCAAUUUGAUACUGAUGUCGAGUCCAGAGAUGUCACCGCAUGCCAACGUUUAUUGUCACUUUAUCGAAAAUUGGACGCUAAUGAUAAUUCUGAAUUCAAGAUAUAUAAUGAUGUUUUUUCCCUUCUCAUUUCAACAAUACCAUUUCAGCAACUGAACAGCUCUCCUACGCUGAUUGAAGAAGUUGCUCCCACAAUAUCACAAAGCGUAACAGCCCUGAUUUCACUAGUAUCUUUUAUCGAUAAAGAAUCAUUAGAAGGCAGCAAUGUGAAUUUGCCUUAUCUUUGGUUGACCUCUCAGGAAAACGUGGGAUCAAAUUUGAGAAGGCUGAGCGAAGCAUUAUCUAAUAUCGGAAUCCAUACCAACAACAAUCUGAGGCAUUUGAAGUUGCUUUUCAAUUCAAUUAGUGCUAAGUCUCUCGAACUUGUUAGACUUAUUAUCGAAAAGUGCAUUGAACUUACAGAAGGGCCUAAUGGGAAUUCAUCCCAGCGGUCAGAAAUUAUAAGAUCUUUGUUAUGCAUUCCAAAUCUUCUACCCUCAGAGAAUAUUUCAUUCUCUUUAUUAACAAAUCCAUUGGCUGACGUUUGUGUUGUAAAGCAAAUGUACCCACUUUAUCGUUUGCGAAAUGAUCUCUUGUCGGAGAUCGAUGAGAAUAACUCUUAA